UUGCGACUGCUCGCGGUGUGCGACGAUCGUGUCUUGUUUUUUAGUCAACCGCAGCACCCGCCGACUUGCUGUCGUGUCGAAAAAAUGUUCAACCUCGGUCCCUCGCACGCGUAAACCAGUGUUCAAUUUAGUUAAUUGUAAACAGUGUAAGUGCAGUGACACUACAAUGGCUCGUCUCACCGAAGAGAUGGUUAUCGCUCGUUCGAAACAGUCGGAUUUGUCUGCGAUCAAAAAGUUGAACUGCUGGGGUGCAGAGCUCGGUGACGUCAGCCUUCUGCGGCGGAUGCCCAACGUCGAAGUACUGGCUCUCAGCAUAAACAAGAUCCGCACGCUGGGCGACUUCGCGGGCUGCCGGCGGCUGCGAGAGCUCUACGUGCGCAAGAACGAGAUCCGCGACCUCGGCGAGAUCCGCCACCUGCGCCGCCUGCCCGCGCUCACCAGCCUGUGGCUCGACGAGAACCCCUGCACCACGCACCCGGAAUACAGAAUGACAGUCCUUAGGAAUCUCCCGAAUCUCGAGAAGCUUGACAAUGUUCCCGUCCACCCAGAAGAAGUGCAAGAGGCGAUGCGCCGCGGAGUUCACAUACCCGACUCAGACGACGAAGGGUACCCACAGCAGCAGGAGACAUACGGGCAGUACCGGCGGCAGCGGUCGUGCGACUCGAGUCCCGAGCGCGACGAGUGCCGCGCGCCGCCCCGCCACGACCAGGGCAGCGACAGCUCGGAGGCGGGCGCGGAGCCGGCGCCGGCGCCGGAGCCCGCGAGGCCGGAGCCGCAGCAGUGCCCUCUGUCGCCCACGAGACGAGUCUCGCCCGAGCCUGACGAGCGGUACGAGUACCCGGCCAUGACGCGAUCGCAGUACGAGGCGCGCGCGCCGCGCUCGCCCGACGCGCCGCUGCGGCACUCGCUCUCCGCACACAGCGUCAAGGACUACGCGUAUUCGACGAACGGCGAGUGCCGCUACAGCGCCGCGCCCACGCUCGCCUCGCCGCCGCACUACAGUGACGGCUGCUACGAGCGCUCGGACAGGGCGGAGUCGUACCAGCAGGUGCCAACGCGACCGGGCCCGGGCUCGGAGUGGGAUCGGGACAGGGACAGCGCGCGAGAGCGGGACAGAGACUACCCGUCCGCCGUCAUGGCCGAGCAUCGCGGGUUCACGCGCCGCCCCGUCGCUAGGAACUCGAACCUGUUGUCUGCGGUGCUGUGCCUGGUGAAGGAGCUGGACUACCCCAGUCUGGAGGUGGCCGAGAUGGCCGUCAGGUGUCGCAUGGACGAGCUCGCCAACAGCCAGUGACCCCGCGCGCCCGCGCCCUGAGCCGGCGGGGCGUUCGCGGGGCGUUCGCGGGCCGUGCGUGGGCCGUGCGCGGGGCGUUCGCGGGCCGUGCGCGAGGCGUCGCGGGGCGUUCGCGGGCUCUUUCAAGUUCGCGUUUCCCCGCGCGUAUAAAAUCCUUUUUGUAUUCGCCUCAAGCCAAGCGCGUCGCAAGCAUGGACGCGCAUAAAUUCCAAUACAAGCCCAACGCUGCGAGGGUUUUGAAGCAUUAACUGAGCAUUUUUAGCCUGCGUGGAAGUCCGUAUGCCAAUAACGCUGGAAGCUAGUGAGAAGACAGAAGCAGAAGGCAAGUACCGAUGCCGCUAGUGCGAGCAACGCCCCGCGCACGCCCCACAGUGGCGGGAAUGUACAGUUGACAGCGCAUCAGGCUAAUUUCUGUCUCAAAAUAGACUGUUUUACGACGGGAUGAAAUGCCACUGUUUUUUAGUAAGCUUGAUGUUCUGUCAUCUGUACCUUCCGGGUGUGCGUAAAACAAGAUGGCGGCGCUCAUCGCUGACGGCUGUCCCUAUCUUGUCACGGAUACACAGACUGCCAUAUUGAUCGCGAUGGGUUUACUUUUGAGGUAAACAGUUUUGUCCCGGGCUCAGUAGCAGCGGAGCGCAUAAAUUGACAACUGUACAAAAUAGUGUUGUGCCCGGUGACUAUCGAUAUCAUACGCAAAAAAUUUGCAAGUAAUUUAAUUUAAUACGGACACGUUUUUUUUUUAAUUUUCGUUUGCAUGAUCGUUUUGGAUCAAGCAGUCGAAAGUGAAAGAUUUUUUUUGGCAUUAGCAGUUAUAAUAACAGUUAUUUGCAUGUCAAUCUAAAUUUCUUAUCUCGAUUUUAUAACAAAAACCUACAGUGAGGUGCUAUGAUCUGUAUUUUACAGCGUGCGACUAAUAUAACUUGAUUUGCACGAACCAAUUAUUUCUGAUUAAAUUCGUUUAAAAUUAUCGAUAUCGCCGUACCCAUCCCUGCUUACGUAAAACAAAAUGGCCGCUUCCCGCCAUCUUGUCGCGUCAAAAUGUCGGAGUUGACGUUGACCCGCGACUCGUGUUCUGGAAAGAGGGAGUCUUCUGCGAAAUAAGUUUAUUUAUUUACACAAGACUUGCGCUUUCAUUUAACUUAGCAUUUUCUAUAAAAUCGACGGAGUUUUGGCGGUGUUUUGAUUAAAAAGUAAAAUUGAUAAGUUUCUAAAAAUUCGUACAACCAACCUGGUCCAAAAACAACUCUGGAUGGUCAAGAGCAACUCUACAUAUUUUCGUAAAUAUUCAUUUAUAGGUAAAAAGAUAGUACCUAUUUUAUUUAUUUUUCGUUAAAACGCCGCCAAAAAGUAGGAUCUACAUAAUUUGAGAUUUGGUGAUAUACCAUCUCAAUUUGAGAUUAUUUUUAACAAUUUUUUAUUUUUAUAUUCGAGCCAUGAAGUUUUAUUUUACCGACUAGGUACUGAGAGGUACUGAUUUUAAUGUUUCGUGUAUAGUUUUUGUGAAAAUGUUGUUAUUGCUCUCGGAAUGACAGUCCAAACUCGUGUGAUAUUCUAUGAAAUCGUUGUGUACAUUUAUUUGCAUCCUUACUAUUACAAAAACCAUGUAUAUGUGAUAGAUUAGGUUAUGUUAAAAUAAGAAAUAAAAUACAUGAUGUAUUCUUGAAAUUGUAAAUAUAAUUUAAGUAUUUUAUUCGAAAUUGUGAGUUUCAAAUGUAUAAUAUUCGCCGACUUACAGAGCCUUUGUUACAAUCAAAAUUGGGAUUCAUGAUUCAAUAAGAAAAGUUGCAGUUCAAAUAUUCACAAAUUAUUCUUUUGUAAGUAUACUCACGUCACGAUUCCAGCUGUGUAAUUAAUUACAUAGUAUCAUUGUUUACUUUCGAGGCAAAGCACAGUUUUGGUUAAAUUAGUUCUGAAUUUAUUUCGUUAAAUGACGAGAUUGCCGCGUCGGCCCCCAGUCCUGUACCAUAAAAAAAUUUAAUUGAUUCUGUCACAAUUACCUACUUUAUCUACAGGCACAGACAUUCUAUUGACAUACUUAGUAUUUAUAAUCUGUACUAUCAAAAUGUCACUAUUGCAUUUUAACAACAGGCAGAGCAAACUACUAUCGAUACUUAGUUGUACAACCCUGUGGGUCUAGAUAAAGUGCAAAUUAUAAUCGCAGUAACCAGUCGAAAAGUGGUCGAAAAGCCCCUUUUUUGUAUGGAGUUUUAACGGAUUCGAUUUUCGAUUCGAUCAAAAAGUGCGUUUUGUCUAGGGGGGCUGGUGUCCCAGAUAUGACUUUUACAGGAGGGCGCAACUACCAAUACUGGGUUAUUAGUUCCGAUUUUUGCCACUUGGCGUUUCAGAUCGUUUGACUUUAAUGCCGUCUAUCGAUAUGAAAUAAAUUAGUAAAGUAAAAGCAAAAGUAUUUUAUUUGCCAACAAAAGAAUUACAGUUUAUUGUUGAUUUUGCUUCAAGUAGCAAUUCUCUGAAAGUCGACGAACGUUCCAAACAGUUCCAUCAGCAGAAUUGAGGUGGUAUAUAAGACAGGGCAGGUGCGCGACGUUCAAUUAUACGCUUUAAUGUCAACGCGAUAAAAUCGUUUUUUGUCAAAUCAGUCGCCGCGCUGCCAAACGAAAUAUUAGUGUAAGGACUGAUAAAA
Messenger RNA from Ostrinia furnacalis (Asian corn borer), 3935 nucleotides. RefSeq names its product cilia- and flagella-associated protein 410. Gene Ontology annotation, biological process: cytoskeleton organization. The record is from RefSeq and is a predicted model, not a curated record. Bases 167 to 1294 code for a protein of 375 amino acids. NCBI's taxonomy places the organism in Eukaryota, Metazoa, Arthropoda, Insecta, Lepidoptera, Crambidae. The transcript is spliced from 13 exons. Gene Ontology annotation, molecular function: protein binding.